Cutaneotrichosporon oleaginosum is the source of this 6668-nucleotide messenger RNA. RefSeq lists its product as uncharacterized. Lineage: Eukaryota; Fungi; Basidiomycota; Tremellomycetes; Trichosporonales; Trichosporonaceae. The record is from RefSeq and is a predicted model, not a curated record. Gene Ontology annotation, molecular function: calcium ion binding; guanyl-nucleotide exchange factor activity; actin binding. Gene Ontology annotation, biological process: intracellular signal transduction; positive regulation of Rho protein signal transduction.
CUUGUCUUUCUCUUCUCCAUCGCUCUCUCUCUCCAUCUCUCCACCCUCUCUCUCUCUCUCUCUCUCUUUGUCUCUCAAACACCCACUGGGCAUCACGACCCCGCGAUGCAGCCAAACCAGUGGCAGCAACAACAGUUCGGCUACGGCGCCGGCGGUGCCUCGGGCGGCUUCGGUUAUGGCGGACAACGCCCCAUGGGCGCCCAGCCGACUGGCUUUCCCGGCCAGCAGAUGCCCAUGCAGACGGGCAUGCCCGGCAUGGGGGGAAUGGGGGGGAUGGGAGGCAUGAGUGGAAUGGGCGGCAUGGUCAGCGGGGGCAUGCCCAGUGGGGGCGCCGGCUCCGCUGGUGCUGGCGGAAACGCUGGUGCUUCUGGCGCUCCCAACUACUCUUUCCUCUCUGCUCCUCCUCCUCCAGGCUCGUUUGGCCAGCGCGGCAGCUUUGGCAACCAGUCAGGCCUUAUGUCCCAACCCACCGGAUUUCCCGGAGGCGGCGCAAGCGGCCUCAUGUCUCAGCCUACCGGUCUCCCAGGCGGCGGUGGGGGCGGCCUCAUGUCCCAACAAACGGGCAUGCCCAUGAUGGGACAGCCGACCGGCCUCGGCGCAAACCUCAUGAGCCAGCCCACCGGCAUGGGGGGUCUCCGUGCCCAGCCCACUGGAAUGCACGACCCCCGUCUCGGCGCCAUGAUGCAGAGUUUCAUGCCUAGCAACAUGUCACAGCCCUUUUCCGCCUCUGGAGCUCCCCAGUUCAACCAGGCGGCGGGCCAGCCGCUCCAGCAGACUUUCCAGUCGCUCCUCCAGAACCCAUCCGUCAAGACGCCCAAGGUUCCCUGGACCCUCUCGCGCCAGGAGAAGAAAGACUAUGAUCAGAUCUUCCGGGCGUGGGACACGCGCGGCGAUGGCUUCAUUACCGGCGAGAUGGCGCGCGAGGUCUUUGGUCAGUCAGGUCUGUCCCAGGACGACCUCAUGAAGAUCUGGAACCUCUCCGACGUCGACAACCGGGGCAAGCUCAACCUCCCCGAGUUCCACGUCGCCAUGGGCCUCAUCUACCGCGCCCUCAACGGCAACGACAUUCCCGACAAAUUGCCCGAAGAGCUCGUGCCUGCGUCGAUGCGCGACAUUGACUCCACGGUCAACUUUAUGAAGGACUUGCUCAAGCAUGAGUCGAGCACGCGCUCGGACACAUCGUCGCCCGUCGGGUACGGCGUGCACACGCCGGCGUCGGUGGCCUCGUCCAAGGACGCCAAGGUGUACAAGCACGACGACAGCCGCAAGGCGGGCUACAAGUCGUCGGCGCGCCACCUCGACCGCAAGACCGUGCGGUAUGCGGGCGAGGACUCGGGUGCUGAGAUUUCCGAUCUCCGCCGCCAGCUGGAAAGCGCCAGCGGUAUGCUUGACAGCAAUACGGCAGAGAAUGCUCGCAAGACUGAAGAAGACGAGGCACUCGAGCAGGAGGUCGACGAUAUCAAGUAUCGCGUCAAGCGUAUCAAGGAGGAUAUUGAAUACGUGUCCAAGGGCCGUCGUAGUGCCGACAAGGACGAAGAGCGCCGCAAGCUUGAGCGCGAGUUGCUUUUCCUCAUGCACGAGAAGCUCCCCGAGCUCGAGCGCCGCCAGGAGCGCCGCGCCGAGGAGAAGCGCAUGGAGGAGCGCGCGGGCAUUCGUGCACGCGACCGCCGAAAUGACACCAUGGGACGAUUCAACGAGCGCGACCGCGACCAUGACUGGCUCCGGGGCUCGUAUGAGCGUGACCGCAGCCGAGACCGCGACUACGGGCGUCGCCCGAGUGUAUCCGGUCGGGACCGCUACGACGACCGCGAUAGGUACGACCGCGACCGGUACGAUGACCGCGACCGUGACCGCGACCGCUUCGACGACCGAGACCGCGAGUAUGGUCGCCGCGGCAGCGUCUCAAACCGCGACCGCGAGCGAUAUGACGACCGCGACCGUGAGCGUGAUCGUGACCGCGACCGUGAGCGCUACGACCGCGACGUUCGUGCGCCAUCACCGCGCCCAUCUGCACCGAAGGAGGAGCCCGCUCCCCCGCCCGCCAAGAAGGAACCGCCGAAGCCUGCGACAAAGUCGCUCGCGAGCAUGACGCCCGAGGAGCGCAAGGCUUACCUCAAGGAGCAGGCCCAGCGCAAGAUCCAGGAGCGGAUGCGCGCGCUUGGCGUAGAGACGCCGUCGACGACCCCCGAGCCGGCUGUCGACACGUCGGUCGAGGACCGCCUCGCCCAGGAGCGCCGGGAAGCUGAGGAGCGCGCGCGGGCUGCCGAUGAGGAGCAGAAGGCGCGCGAAGAGGCUCGGGCAGCCCGCAUCGCAUCGGCGCGAGGCGACGCUCCCGCCCCGCCAUCGCCCGCGCCGAAGAAGGAGGCGCACAAGCCUCCCCCUGCCCCGCCUGCCAGGAAGGGCCCGCCGCCCCCUGCGCCGGCAUCUCGCGAAAAGGUGGCCCCUCCUGCCCCUUCCCCACGCCAUGCGCCUGCUCCCCCCGCUCCCCCGGCGCCUGCAGCUCGUGCGCCCCCAGCCGAGGAUCCAGAGGAGGCGGAGCUGCGUGCACAGGAGGAGGCGCGUUCGAAGGCGAUCCAGGAGCGCCGUGAGCGACUGAAGCGUCUGCAAGAGGAGGAGGAGGAGGAGCGGCGCAAGGAGGAGGAACUCAUGGCUGCUCGCAAGGCGCGGUCGGCAGCAGCCGCAACGCCAAUGUCGCCGCCAAAGAUCGUAACAUCCCCAGUACGGCCAUCGCCCCCAGCCCUCAACGAGCCGCCCAAGUCGCCCUCGGGCUCGUGCAACCCAUUCCACCGACAGCAGCCAGGUGCUUCCCCGGCGGCGCGUUCGCCCACCGCCCCCAGCUUCAACCCCUUCUUCCGCCCUCCCCAGGCCGCCGGCGCAGCGGCAACCCCUCCUGCUACUCGGGAGGCACCCGCUGCCCCUGCUCCCCCUCGUGCCCCGAGUCCUCCUCCGGCAGCAGCCGCGCCUGCGCCUCCCCCUCCCCCGCCCGCGCCGCCUGCUCCUCCCACCCCUGUGCGCCAGCAGCCAGUACGCACCAACUCUGCGCCGCCCCCCGACGACGACUGGGAGGAUGCGCGUGAGCGAGAGAUCGAGGAGUCGGACAGCAGCGACGACGAGUACGCACACUCGCGCUCGUCGCGCAACAAGCUCGCUUCGGCUCUCUUUGGCAACAUUAUGUCCGCGAACCCGACCGGCUCGCGCCCUGGUUCUGCCGGCGCAGUUCCAUCGGGCGGCACCCCUCCUCCGCCAGCACCCCCGGCCGCGCCCAAGGCCGCGCUCGCCAACCUCGGCGGCGGCAGUGUCGGUGGCGGAGGCUUGAGCGCCCUUCUUUCCAGCAUCCAGGGCGGCGCGCGCCUGCGUAAGACGGAGACGGUCGACCGCUCUGGUCCCGCGGCUGGCGGACGAGUGAUUGGCGACGCCGCCCCUCCCGACCACAUCAACGCGCGCCCCGUGACCCCGCCGUCGCCUCCUAGAGCACAUGAGCACUUCUCCACCCCACCCGAGGACGACUUUGUGCCGCGCCACGACAACCGCACCUCGGUUGACUGGUACUCGGGCAUUGCGGGCGAGGCAAGCCACCCAGCCGCGCAGCAGGCCGAGAACGCCAUGCCGCCGACGCAGGAGGAGGACGAGCCGCCGGCGCAGCAGAUGGCCGCCGCGUCUAUGGACGGGCCAAGCCUCGACGACGUCGACCUGAACCGCACGCUGCAUGUGCGCACGCUGUUCGACUAUGUAUCGACGUUCGACGGUGAUCUUCCCUUCGCGGAGAACACGGUGCUCGAGGCGCACCCCGCGCGCGACCCUGCUGGGCCAUGGUGGUACGGCACGUUGCCGGACGGACGGGCGGGCUGGUUCCCGAGCUCCUACGUCGUCGAGUCGGUCGUCCAACCCUGCCGCGCCCUCUACGACUACCAGGCGACGUCGCGCGACGAGCUCUCCUUCUCCGAGGGCCAGUCGCUACCGGUUGUUGACAAGAGCGAUGCCGACUGGUGGAAGGUCGAGAAGGACGGCGCUAUCCUCCUUGUCCCUGCGGCGUAUGUGGAAGUCAUCGGCCGCGUCGCGAACGGUACUGACCGCAACACUGACAAGGAGGGGCUGGUGAGGCCCGAGGCGGCCCGUGCAGAGACGCCUAUCACGGCGCCUCGUGUUCCAAAGGAAAAGCAACAUGAGUCGCCGCGCGCCCCCCCUCCGAGCGAGCCCUCUCCGACCUUCACUUCGCCCAUACCAACAGUCGACGUCUCCGAGCCCGACACUCGUCGCAGAGCCCCGCCUCCUCCGGCGGACGCGUCGAAGCGCAGCUCGUUGAUGAUCCCGAGCCAAACGGCCUCUGCAAACCGUUCCCGCGCAACCAGCAUUUCCACACUGCGAAGCAUGGACGACGGCGCCGAAACCGACAGCGACGACUCGGUUCUUUCGUGGUGGUCUGACGACGAGUCACCGACAUCGCCGACGACGUCGCCAAGUCCCCGUCCCUCCAAGGAGGAGGAGAAGAAGGAGGAGCGCCAGCGCCGCGAGAACGAACGUCAAAAAGUGCUCGCUGCUGCAGGUCUCAAGAUUCGGCGCGAGCCGCCCAGCAUCCCGGGCUCCACUAAACUCGGACGAGCGCCGAGCGGACGCAGACGCGCGCCGCCUCCGCCCAAACCCCGCCCGCAGUCAGGCGAGCGCGACCUACCCGCUGUACCUGACGAACCCGCUGCUACGCCCAUCGCCUCGCCCGCCGUCGACGUCGACGACGCGUACGCGCGCUACGAAGCGUUCAUGGCCGAGGCGAAGUCGCGGCCCCCGCCGACGGUGUCCGUCCCCGAACCUCGGCGCGCGAGCGUCGCGUCCGAGCGCCCGACGUCCAUGAUCUCGGUCGCUGAGACGACCAGCUCGACCGGCACCGCAGGCCUCAAGGAGGCCGCGAAUGCGGCGAGCCACCGCCUCAGCGGUUUCCUUAGCGGCUUCACGGGCUUUGGUAAGGCGGCACCGGCUGAGCGGCCAAAACCCGUUAUCUCGGGCCCUAUGGGCGGCGGGGUGAUGGGCGAGAAGCGUAUCUCGGGGCCCAUUAGCCCAAUCUCAGGUCCCAUUUCCAUCUCCGGCCCCAUCUCCGGCCCCAUCUCCGGCCCCGUCACAUCGCCGACCGACGACGCGCCCGCCGAAGCGCCAGGCUUCGGAAAGACAUGGUCCUCGCUCGUCGACCCCUCCGUCCUCUCCACCAUGUCCGACACAGAGCGUAAGCGACAAGAGGCCAUAUUCGAGUUCAUCUCGACCGAGGGCAGCUACGUGCGCGACCUGCAGCUGAUCGUGGGCGUGUUCUACGCCCGCCUCAUGUCCUACCUCCCUGACAAAGCGUUGCGCGUCAUCUUCGCCAACGUCGAGGACAUCAUGAUGCUCAACUCGUUCUUCUUCAGCUCGCUCGAGGAGCGCCAGAAAGAGUGCAGGCUCUACAUUGACACAAUAGGCGACGUGCUCGCCGAGCACGCCCAAAACCUCGACGUGUACGCGCCCUACUGUGUGAACCAGGACACGGCGGCCAAACUGCUCCUCCAGAUGCGGCAGGAGGACCCCGAGCUGGAGAGGAUACUGGGCGAGAUUCGGGCAGAUCCGAGCGUCCGCGGGCUCGAUCUGAGCCAUUUCCUGCUCGAGCCGAUGCAACGCGUUACGCGCUACCCGCUCCUACUGCGCCAAAUCGCAAAGUACACGUCUCCCGACCAGGACUUGGCAGAUGUCAACAAGGCGCUCAGCCUCGCAGAGACGACAGUCGCGCGCAUCAACGAGGGUGUGCGCGAAGCUGAGUCACGCGAGCGCCUGCGUGCGCUCUCCGAGGGGAUGUGGAUUGGCGGCGAGGGACGUAUCGACCUCACAGAGCCGACGGUGUAUCUCGGCGAACGGAAGCUGCUGAAAGAGGGCGCAGUGGUCAAGGCCAAGUCUGGGCGCAGGCUGUGGAUGGUGUUGUGCAACGACAUCGUGAUUCUCAUGGAGGAUAAGAACCUCUAUCGGAUGCCGGUGCCCGUGCACAACCUCGACCUGCUGCAAGGCAAGGACGAUGUGUCGUUCGCCCUCGUGAUUCCCCGCGGGCAAGGCGCGGACACGGUACGCAUCAAGGCGCCGUCGAACAAAGAGCGUGUGGAGUGGAUCAGAGCGCUCUCGAAAGCGAAGAACGACGCCGCGGACGCGCGCCGCUCCGCGGCCCUCAACGGGUCAGACAGAGACAGAGCGCGGUCACGCCCAACGCAUACCCGCGCCCACUCGAGAACGCACAGCGCCAUCAGCGUCGCAUCGGACGGGCUGUACGGCGGGGGGCUGUACAAUGACGUCUCUAACGGUCGGCGGGGUGACCACUACAAUACGUCGCGAGACGCAUACGACGGCGCGACUUCGUACGAGAGCAAUGGGUGGAACAGCCGUGCCGCGUACGAAGCGACACUGUCCCCGCCCGUUCCACGCCGCCCCGAACCGGUCUCGCCCAUGUCUCCGCCCCUCCCGCUUCGCCCGUCCCCGCCUCUUCCACCCCGUCCGCAGUCGCGGCCUGAGGCACACGGCGAAGGGCAGGAGGUGUUCGACUACUCGGGGCACAAGUCGAGCAUGUACGACCAUGAGUUUUGAUUUCAGAGCGAAUUAGCAUGCGAAGCAAGUGGAAGAGAUACAGAAGAAUACCAUGCAUCUAUCCCAGGCCGCCUCGGGUCCAC